AUGAAAGGCACAGAAACUGUGGUAGGAAUACAUUUCGACACAUCAGAUAUCAAUGAGCCAAUAUUCUUAGAUGAAAAAUCGUUUGUAGGCAUGCCUAAUCUUCAGUUUCCAGAAGUUUAUUUGCCAGAGGCUAAAGACAGAUUGAAACUACCUCAAGGUCUCCUCUAUUUGCCCCCGGGACUCAGAUUGCUUUCUUGGCCUCAAUAUCCAUCCAAGUGUUUGCCUUUUACAUUUAAGGCGGAGUUCGUCGUUGAGAUCAGUAUGAGAGAGAGUAAGAUUGAGAAGCUGUGGGACGGAACUCAGAUUUGGCCCAGAACAUCUCGAAAUGUUAUCGGUGGAAAGCAAGACGCUUAA
Messenger RNA from Thlaspi arvense, 354 nucleotides. NCBI's taxonomy places the organism in Eukaryota, Viridiplantae, Streptophyta, Magnoliopsida, Brassicales, Brassicaceae. The record is from the annotation of a GenBank genome assembly.